UCGCUGUCACUUUGACAAUGAAAACUAAGCUAAGGACCAGGUGAUUGUUCAAAUUUGUUGAUAUUCUGGUUAUGGGUUUGCUGGACGCGAGGGCGACAAUAACAUGGUUUCAGCGGGCGAGUAGUCGAUUCGUUCCAAAAUGCAAUCCAGCCACUAAAAAUGACAUUCAAACGCUCCAUGCCUUCCUGCGAUCACGACCAAACACCCUCGUUCUGACGGGCGCCGGCGUCUCCACAGAGUCAGGAAUUCCAGAUUACCGGUCCAAGGAUGUCGGCAUGUACGCCCGCAGCAAUCACCGCCCCGUCCAGUACGCAGAUUUCCUCCACUCCCCGGAGAUCCGCAAGCGCUACUGGGCUCGGAACUUCGUCGGCUGGGAACGCUUUUCAGCAACACAACCAAACGCCACUCAUCACGCGCUGGCUCAACUCGAACAGGAAAACCGGAUCAAGGGGAUCAUCACGCAGAAUGUCGACUGCCUGCACUCCAAGGCUGGGUCGAAGAAUGUCGUUGAGUUGCACGGGAACGGGUACACAGUUAUUUGCUUGAAGUGCGACUACCGCGUUUCCCGGGAUGAGUUCCAAGACACCCUGAAAGAAGCCAACGACGACUACGAAGAAAUCACAGCUGCCUCAAUACGUCCCGACGGAGAUGUAGACAUAAAGCCGGAAUAUAUUUGGGGUUUCAAGGUGCCGUCGUGCCCCUCAUGUGGAGGACCCUUGAAGCCGGACAUCGUGUUCUUCGGCGGCAGCAUUCCCAGGAGUGUUAUAAGCAAAACAGAGGAAAUGGUUUCCACCAGCGACGGCUUGCUGGUACUCGGGUCCACUCUGCUGGUGUUCUCCGGAUUCAGAUUGUGCUUGCUCGCCAACGAACUGGAACUGCCGCUGGCAAUUGUAAAUAUCGGACCAACCAGGGGUGAUCACAUAGCGAACUUGAAGAUUAACGCAAAGUGCGGGGAAGUGGUUCCUCCGCUUUUGCAUAUCCAAGAAUAGUGAGAGGACAUGGAUCUUCGUUUGAACGUUCAACAUCCACGAAUGCUAGAAGCUACCUGAAUCGGUGCAAUUGGCAAUAAGGGAUCUGUGACGAGAACUCCUUAAUUCACUACUUUUACCGAGUGCAGUCGCGGGCAUCUUGUAGAUAUGAAUUUUUAGGCUUUUAUCGUUUUGUUUUCGUUAUUUAGUUCAAUAAAUCUAUGUACAUAGCGAGACAUCUUUUUCAC
This is a messenger RNA of Hermetia illucens (black soldier fly), 1216 nucleotides long. It is a transcript of the gene Sirt4, whose product is annotated as NAD-dependent protein deacylase Sirt4. Gene Ontology annotation, molecular function: NAD+ binding; NAD-dependent protein lysine deacetylase activity. The transcript has 2 exons. NCBI's taxonomy places the organism in Eukaryota, Metazoa, Arthropoda, Insecta, Diptera, Stratiomyidae. The coding region runs from base 72 to 989 and encodes 305 amino acids. The record is from RefSeq and is a predicted model, not a curated record.